AUGACUGUGGAUUAUGAGAAGGACCCCAGGGCUAAAGAAGCUAUUGCAAUUUGGGAAAAGGGCGUAUUGAAAGAAAAGGAUGGGUCAAUGUCUGAUGCUAUAAACUUCUAUAGAAGCGCACUGAAAAUUCAUGACAACGUGGAAAGACUGUAUAGGAAAAAAUUACAUGAUGAGUGGAUCCUGCAUAAAAAACUCUCUGAACUAUCCGUAGUUCCUAAAGAUUCAAGUGAGCAAAACGGAACAGGUAAAGAUGCCUUGCAUGGUGGUGAAAAUGUCGACCUCCCACCUUGUUGGAUUCUGGAAAUUUUACCGAACGAUAUUUUACUGAGAAUUAUAAAAAGGGUGGUAUUAAUGUCCGGUGAAUCAUGGGUAAAUUUGUCAAUGAGUUGUUCUACUUUCAAUAAACUUUGUUUCCACGACUCUAUGCCUUUUAAAACGUUUGCAAAGUACAUAUAUUCCAAGCAAAAGUACAAUCAAAUGGCAAUGGAUCUGAAUGGGAUUACCAACGUAUGUACAUUCGAGAAGGAGAUGUGGCAAGGGGAUGAUAUCCGUAUGUUGAACGAAAGACCAUAUAUCAAGUUCGAAGGUAUUUACAUCAGCGUGGUGAACUACUUAAGGUAUGGUUCUAACGCAGAGGGCUCAUCGUCUCUCUUGAAUCCAGUUCAUAUGAUCACGUAUUACAGGUACUUCAGAUUUUAUGAAAAUGGCCAAUGUUUGAGAUUACUCACGACAGAUGAACCUAGCUUUGUCGUAAAGCACUUUGCCAAAGAGAACAAACCUAAACAUAGUGAUACAUGUUAUUGGACCCUCGGAUUCGAUUAUAAUUUUGGUCAUUUGAAGAUAAUGAGAUCAGAUGAAAAAUACACGUUUGUUGAAGAAUUUCAAAUCAAGAAUCAAGGCACUAAAAGAUAUCAGCGAUUAAAAUGGUUAAGUUCUACUGUUAUGGAUAAAGAAGGUAAUAUGUCAGAUUGCUCGUUGAAGAAUGAGAAGUCUUUUGUUUUCUCAAGAGUGAAGUCUUUCAAGAGUGUCGGUUCGAAUCGAUAG
This is a messenger RNA of Saccharomyces kudriavzevii IFO 1802, 1044 nucleotides long. It is a transcript of the gene HRT3, whose product is annotated as SCF ubiquitin ligase complex subunit HRT3. The record is from RefSeq and is a predicted model, not a curated record. The transcript has a single exon. Lineage: Eukaryota; Fungi; Ascomycota; Saccharomycetes; Saccharomycetales; Saccharomycetaceae. Gene Ontology annotation, molecular function: protein binding. Bases 1 to 1044 code for a protein of 347 amino acids.